GACAAGACUUCUCGGAAAAGCCAUUUCAGACAAUAUCUCUUCUCGGAACACGGUUAAGCUUCGCUCAUACUUCAUCUAAGAUGGAGUCAUUCCUCGAGGAUCUAAAACUUCAAGUCCAGUGUUCACUGUGUAAUGRGACUAUGUUUGAACCUAAGUUGUUACAAUGUUUUCAUACUUUCUGUAAGACUUGUAUCAAGACAAAUGCACAACUUGAUGGUCAAGUCAACAUCUUCAAGUGUCCUCAAUGUACCUCGUUAACCGAGCUACAGGAACUCAACGAAGUAGAAGACUUAGAAAUCAGUCCCAUUCAUUCAAGAAUCCUUCAAGUGUUGUCAUUUAUUGAAAACCAGAAAGUUUGUUCGGUUUCUGCCAGUCAUAGCGAAGCAACGUUUCAAUGUCUCGACUGUGAUCGGUCGUUGUGUGACGAAUGUCUGAACARUCAUUCUAUAUUUAUCAAAGAUCACAGAGUUAUUUCAUUGUCUGAAAUGACAAAGGAAGACAUUCAAUCCAUGCUGAAAAAGGAAACUCAGUCUUGCAAAUCCCAUGUCAAUCAAGAUGUUAAAUUGCACUGCAGUGAUUGUAACGAGCUGAUCUGCCCGAUUUGCUGGAUAGAUCAUCAUCAUCACAGCCACAAGACUACAUCGCUACAGGAGUUCAUCGCUUCUCAGAAAGAUUCUGUGUCUAAAAACCUCGARGAAAUCGCGAAAAUGGACAUAAACGAGAAUGAGAAGAAAAAGCAAGAACAAAUUGCUGUUGACAUCAAACGUGACGGACAAAAAGCUCUUGAAGAAGUCAAGAGACUAACACAACAGCUGAAGAAAGAACUCGACGAUAACAAGGAAGAACUUUUGAAUACCAUCCAGAAGAGCAUAACGAAGGCCGACAGGAAUUUACGCAUAAUACGUCACUCCCCAGCAGCACAAGAAUACAUGAAAUACUUCAUUCAAAAUGGAACAGCAAGUGAAAUCAUUGCCCUCCGUUCAGACACGGAAUGUUUGAAAUCAUUCACAUGUACYUACAUUGCCUUUGAAAACGACUUGGGUGGGAUAAAAUUUCAUCCAAAUGAAGAACUUUGCGAGCAAGUAGAUUCUGGUGUAGGGGUGAUACAAUCUUUCAAAAGAGCAGACCCAAACAACAGCUCACUAGAAGCAAUAGGGGAAAAUGGGUUCGGCGAUCAGUCUCAUCGGCGAAAGUGGCGGAUACCGCCAUGAAGAAUGCAACUUUGAAAG
Messenger RNA from Exaiptasia diaphana, 1229 nucleotides. Its product is annotated as E3 ubiquitin-protein ligase TRIM33-like. Lineage: Eukaryota; Metazoa; Cnidaria; Anthozoa; Actiniaria; Aiptasiidae. The coding region runs from base 81 to 1211 and encodes 376 amino acids. The record is from RefSeq and is a predicted model, not a curated record. The transcript has a single exon. Gene Ontology annotation, molecular function: zinc ion binding.